Molecule: messenger RNA, 1345 nt
Organism: Sinocyclocheilus anshuiensis
Lineage: Eukaryota; Metazoa; Chordata; Actinopteri; Cypriniformes; Cyprinidae
Product: integral membrane protein 2B-like
Exons: 7
Coding region: 113-952 (279 amino acids)
Biological process (GO): negative regulation of amyloid precursor protein biosynthetic process
Cellular component (GO): extracellular exosome; plasma membrane; Golgi apparatus
Molecular function (GO): amyloid-beta binding
Source: RefSeq, a predicted model, not a curated record
UGUGCGUCACACGCAGACCGUGUGUUGAUCAGGAAACUAAACGCUUUCAUUUUGCUCUGUCUCUAUUCUUUCUCGAUCUCGUGGAAACAACCACUUACAGAAACUUUUCAGUAUGGUUAAAGUUUCUUUUAACAAGGCUCUCGCCUUCAAGGAUCCAAAGAAGGAAAGUCUCAUUCUUGAUGUACAGGAUUCUGAGGCAGCGGUGUUGGUGCGUCCGCAGUCUAAGGUGUGGUGCUGGUGCUUCUGUCUGGGAUUGGCUCUCGUUCUCUCUGGUGUAGUGGUGGGAGGAGCCUUCCUGUAUAGAUACUAUAUGCUUGAGGUUCAGGGGAUCAUGGAUGGCAGAGCGGAUGAGAGGAAGGAUGCACACACCUCUUUGCAAAUGGUGAGUAUAAAGGAGGAUCAGGUGUUUGUCUGUGGGUUGAAGUACUUUGAGGAAGACUAUGAGUUUGAUGAGGAGGUGGAGGUGGAGUUUGAGGCGCCGCUGAUGCUGCUUGAAGAGAAUGUGAGCUUUUUCGAAGACGAUGAGGUGGAGCUCAUCAAAGUACCAGUCCCUGAGUUCAGAGACGGCGAUUCAGCUGGCAUCCUGCAUGACUUCACCAUGAAACUGACUGCGUAUCUCGACCUGAAUCUGGACAGAUGCUACAUCAUCACCCUGAACACCUCUAUCGUCAUGCCGCCCAGAGAUUUCCACGAGUUCCUGGUCAACAUCAAGGCAGGAAUGUAUCUUCCUCAGACGUACCUUAUGCGAGAGGAGAUGAUGGUUACAGAGAGGCUGGACAGCACCAGUGAUCUGGGCUAUUACAUCAAUGACCUGUGCAAGGACAAAGACACGUACAGACUCCAGCGCAGAGACAUCAUACUGGGUAUGCAGAAACGUGAAGCUCUGAACUGCCACAAGAUCCGCCAUUUUGAAAACAAGUUUGUUGUGGAGACUUUGAUCUGUGAGCCAUGAAGAACAUGAAUCUCUGACGAAGCAGCAGAUCUUCAACUCUUCCUUUAAUUCAGUGAAUACCUUUUCUACUGUAGGCCUUUUUUUCACAUAAAUGUUUUUUAAAUCUAAAAUGUGAAAUUGUCUUUUCUGCACAAGGUGUAUUACGUUUGAGUAUACAUGUAAUGUGUGUCUUAUGCUAUUUUAUGAAUAUUAGACUUAAUAAAAGGACAUAUUGCGCACAAGAGCAAAAAGUGAUGAACAAUAGUGAUUUUAGCCUAUGUAGAAGUCCAAUCAGAGUUUAAGACAGUAAGUAAUUUAAUCAUUAAUAAUUUAUUCCCAUGAGAUUGCUGAAAAUGUAUGAUUUUUUUCUGUAUCUUUAACAUUUGCAACAUCUACUGUACUUCAUUUUGAUAC